ACUUCUUUUUAUGUUCUUUAAAUUUGAUUCGUUAGUGAAAUUAGCAACAUUGUGUUUUUCUCACCUCAUUCAGUUUUAUAAUUAACCAAUAAAAUCUUACUAGCUUUUAAGGAAGUUUUAGGAGCAUAAAUUCAUUUAUGGGCACCAUAUGGUUACAUCAAAGGUUCAGGUUUUGUUUUUGUUUUAACUUGAAGUGGAUUCUUAAACCCUGUAUUUAAGUAGAAAUUUAUGUCCUUUCUACCAAACAUUAAUUUCUGAAAUAGAAUGAUUUUUUAAUACUAAACUACCAAAAUUGGUCACGAGAGCCAGGGAUUUAACUCAGUGGUUCCACUGCCUGCCUUGCAAGCACAAGGUCCCGAGUUUGAUCCCCAGUACCAAAAGGCAAAAAAAAAAAAAAACUGGUCAUGAGAUUCAAAGGAUAUUAAAUCUUGCAGUUGAUCUGGUUUAAUACCUGCCAUUUUGGAGAUUAUGGAGCUCCAAGACCAAAAUCCUAGGAUUUUUCCAUACUCCAAGUCCAAUGCUCUCUUCACUAAACUAAAUAAAUUGAAGGCAUUCCUGGUUAUAAUGUUUGCUAUGUGUUCUUAUUUUGUUGCUACAGAUUUAAGUAAACUAAAUAAAUUGAAACCAUUCAUAGCCUAGUUAUUUAUCUCUUGUUCUGUUGAUUGCCUUUUCUUGUGCCAUAUUAAUUCUUAAGAAUUGUAGGUAUGUUUGAAGAUUCAUUUUUAUUUAGUAUAUAUUGAUUGCACGAUCAGAUUGACCAUGCAUAGUUACAGGAUUUGAGCAGGGAAUCACCAAAUCCCACACCACAAAACGCGACCAUACGAGAACCAUCUGUGCAUUGUAGUUCAGUACCUUAAAGGCUGUUGCCUUCCGUGCCUUUUUGGAAUUUUAUAUGCAUUUGUAGUUUUAAUCUUUGCUGUUUAGGACUCCCGAGGGGCACGCCUAAGCGGCCAGGUCUGGCAGGAGCCUGGCCGGGUGCGCCGGGCCGGGAGCGGGGACUGAGGGCGCCAGGUGAGUGGCUGGGAGUUCGGCCACUCUCCCUCCCGGGGCCGGUGGGCCGGUGGCCUCUGCCUUCCCGCCCGGGAGCGCUGUGCACCCUCCUCUCCUGCCACUGCCUGGGAGAAGCGUGUACACGUGCACGUGAAGAAGCAGGUAUUCCAGGCAAAGGUGUUCCCGGCGGGAACCGGGCCACCAGGCUGAGUCACUUGAAGCCUGGGGUCAGCAGGAGCUUGCAGUAGGCUUUGUUCCUCCGGUCCUGGGAGCAUUUGGAUUGCCCUGCCAAUUGUGCUCCUCCUGAACUCUCCCUCUGGAGAAAUUUUUUGGCGUUCCUACCUACGUAGUGUCAACAGAGCCUUAUUUUCUGUCCUAUAGACCUUUUCUCCCGUCUUAAAUGACAAAGCCUCUAGUAUUUACCUUGUGUUUUCCAGCAAUCCUGGGCAUUGUAUGAUUGAACAAUGGAAAGGAAUAAUUUUUACUUUCCAAAAUAAUUAAAAAGUGAUAUUAUUGUCACUUUAUAAGAGCAUGGAUUAAUUUUAAAGCCAGAACUUAAUAAUGUAUUUUUAAAAACUUUUGUCCAUAUUGAAAGACUUUGAUUAGAUAGCUUAAUAUUUUUUAAAUCCAUUUUGGUGAAUACAUGGGGACUGUACAUUUAAAAGACUUUGAGAUAGAUUAAAGAAUAUGCUAACCAGAGGACUGGCAGUGCGAGACAUUCUACAAUGUAUCACAUGACUAAAGGAAGGAAAAUGGAGAACAAAUGUGUCAGCACGGAGAUAGCUCAUGUUUGACCCUCUGGAAACCAAUAGACCACUCAGUUCCAGACUUUUGUCACUAUUAUUCAUACCAGUUGUGUUCAGGUAGCCAUUAUUAUAGUAGGGUGGUGUUUACUCACAUUUUAAAAAUACAGACAAAAUAGAUGUUCUACGUAAAUAUUUACAGAUAAUCUGUUCUACUACCAUUGCUAGUUUUUUAAUAGAACUGUGGCUACUCAUUCUUUAAACCAGGUUUGCUUCUUUCAUAAGAAACUAAAAUAGCAUGAAAAGUUGUUUUUAGUGUAAUAAUGUUAUAUUAAGGGUAUCUCUGGGGUUAAAAACCCUCUUUCUGGACAUAAUCUAAUCUGUGGGAAACUUAAUUGAGCAUCCCUAACCCUUAAAUUUGAUGCUUUCAGAUUUAAAACUGAGCACCAACAUGUUGCCACAGCGGAAGUUUCUCCAUAUCGUGUAACUUUGUUUCAUGUAGAAGGUGUGAAAUAUUGUGUAAGACUGCCUUCAGACUGUGUGUGCUAGGAGCAUAUAAAAUAUAGAUAGACUUUGUGUUUAAACUUGGGCUUCAUCCCCAAGAUGAUUCAUCAUAUAUACGCACAUAUACCUAAAUCUGAAGUACUUCUGAGCCCAAGAACUUGAGAGACUCAACCUGUAAUACAGUCAACUCUAGACAUUUUUCUUUUCUAGGCAUGGCUGCCCUCAGAGAGUAAUAUACUCUGUUAAAAUCUUUCCAGAAGGACCCUAGUGUUUUUGAAAUAUUUGGAGAGCUAAGUCUGUAAACCAAGGUCUACUUCCUCUACGUUUCUUUCUUUUUUACCACAACUCUCUAAAAGAAUACAGUUCAUAAAAUGGUCCUACGGAUAAAUGUGUGUUUAUGUGUGCCAUCAUACACAACGCUGGCACAGGCAGCAGUCUUCCCUGCUGCUCAUUUGCAUAGGCAGUUAACUCAGGUAAUGAAUGAAAUAUUGGAGGAAGGAUUGAACAUUAGAGCAGGGAGGACCAGAGCAUAGAUGCGCCUUGCCCGAGACCACACCACUGCUUGUUGGGCAAUUUGAAGAAAAUCUUGACAAUGGGAAUCUCUUUUUCCUCAAAAGCCACAUUUAGGUUGUAUUUCUUUUUUAGUCGCUUAUAAAUUUGUAAAAUAUUAACACAUUUGGUUGCUUAAUGCUUAGGCGAGAAGCAAACUAUCUAAAGCUAUUUCCUUACAGAUAGGGCCAUACCUUUAAAAAUUUAUUUUAAUCUGAAAAGUAAUGAAUAACAUUUUAAAAACAAAACACAAGGGGAGAAGAGUAAUUCUUGUCAUCUCUAAUAUAUAAUUUAGUUUGUACCUAUUUUUAUUUUAAAACUUGGAGGCUGUUUUUUUUUUUAUCAGUACACAUGUCUAUACCAGUUUUUAAUUUACGGCUUCACUAUUUGAACAUAACAUAGUUUACUUAAUUAGUGUUUUUAUUACUGAAUGCUUGGUUCUUCCCCAUGUCUCACUAUUACAAGCAAUGCUACAGUGAAUUUUGUUGUAUAUAAAUUUGUACAUAUUUAAGAGUGUAUCCUAAAAUAGAUUUCUAGAAGAGAUAUGACUAAUGCUUUUAAAUUUUGAAUGCUAGAGUCAAGGUCACAUUUUAAUAAACAAGAUUAUAGCAGUAUUUCUCCAGAAAGAGGAAUUGCUUAGUUCCCUUCCAUACCAGUCUAUUCCAGUAUCCAAUGAGUGUCAUGAAUGAAACCAAAACUAUCGACAAGAACUUUCCCUGAAACUGAGUUAUGUUUUCAUAUGGUUGAUAGUUUUGAACCCUCAUUUCCUUCCAUAAUAAUGCUUUAGAAAACAUUUCAGAGUUCACCACUUUUCACAUUUACUCUGAAUCUGUGCCCCAGGGCUACAUUCAACCAGUGCAGCUUCUUGGUGUGAAACAGUGGUAGCACUGGAUUCCCAUUAACUACACAGAAUGCUUUGUGUUUGUAUCUGUGUAUUUCUUGAAGAAGGAACAUUUCUGUGUAUAUGUACUUCUUCAUAAAAAUUAGCACACAAAUUAUAUGGUGGCACUGAAUAAAUCACAAAAUUAAGAUUUAAAAAAAAAAUUACAGAUAGCAAGACUUCUGUCAUUUGUUUUCUUUUCAUCCAUGUGCCGUUUGAGAACAUUUACUAUUUAGAAUAGACUCCAUUAAAGGAAAAGACAAUAGUUUUUAUUCAGAAAGUUUGUCAUACAGGUGGUAGGUGGUCUUUUGACUUCUGUGCUCUUGUCUCCUACGUUGUAUUUUGUUGUGAAUUGAGGUUAUUACCCAGAGAAUAAAAUCUGGGUUGUAUUUGUACAGUCAGACUUAAUUUCAUUGCAAAUGUGAUGUAAUUUCUUUGCUGACUAACACAGGAAAAGAAAAACGUGUGAAUAUUUACUAAGGAAAAGUUAGCCUAUAGAAAAUACCAAAGUAGUUACAAUAACAGAAUUGAAGGCAGUUUGGUUCAUGAAAUAACCUGUACUGUCCAUAGAAAAAAGUUUAGCAUUGGUUUUUAUUGGGUGGGAAAAUGUCUUUAUUUUUCCACAAUGAACAUGUGUCACCAUGGAAUUAAAAAGCCAGUACCCUUUUUUUAAAAUAUAUGUAACGAUGUAUUCUUUCAGCAGUUCUUCACUGUCUCAUGAUUUUUCUCCCAUUUUUCCACCAAAAUUUUCCUUUAUUAACCUUGGGUUUUUGUUGUGUUUUUCCUUAGUUGUUUGUUUCCAUUCUUCCUUGUUGUUUGUCCCAUUCUCUUUAAACACGUAUGUCAAGGGGUGAAUUCUCAACUUGACAAAAAUGACUUAUAGCAUCCCUCCAUUUUCUACCAGCCUCUGCAUUUGGUAGCUCAUUUUACUAACUGGAACAAAGCCAGUGACUGCUUUUGUCAUGUUCUAGGUGUUGAUUCAUUUCAGAAAGUUGACUAAGCAAGAAAUCAGAAGAAUCCUCCCUGAGCUAUCCUGUGAUAGUUCAUAAUAAAGUGUUUGAGUUUCUGUCCCGAAAUUGUUUCUUUUAACAACUUUUUGUAAAAUGUGUUUCAAAUAACUGCAGAUAAUCGCCAGAAUGGGAGUGAAUGGCUUGUGGCAAAUUUUGGAGCCUGUGAAGCAACACGUCCACCUCCGGAGUCUUAGUGGGCAAACCAUUGCGGUUGACCUGAGUGUCUGGGUGUGUGAGGCACAGUCUGUUAGGAAAAUGGUGGGGACUGUGACGAAGCCCCACCUCAGGAACUUAUUUUUUCGUGUCUCCCAUUUAAUGCAAAUGGAUAUAAGACUGGUGUUUGUUAUGGAGGGGGAACCAGCAAAGCUGAAAGCUGGUGUCAUGAGCAAGAGGAAUCAGAUGCGGUACGGGCCUUCUGGGAAAACAGGGUCUCAGAGAACAGGAAGGUCACGUUUUAAGUUGGUCUUACGAGAGUGCCUUGAAAUGCUGGAGUGCCUAGGCGUGCCCUGGGUGCAAGCAGCAGGGGAAGCUGAGGCCAUGUGCGCUCACCUCAAUGGCACUGGCCGUGCUGACGGCUGCCUCACGGACGACGGCGAUGCUUUCCUCUACGGGGCCCAGACGGUGUACAGGAAUUUCACCAUGAAUGCACAGGACCCACAUGUUGACUGUUAUACCAUGUCAUCUAUCAAGAAUAAACUAGGCUUGGACAGAGAUGCUCUGGUUGGAUUAGCCAUACUUCUUGGAUGUGAUUACCUUCCAAAGGGAGUUCCUGGAGUUGGAAAAGAGCAAGCACUAACACUUAUACAGAUUUUGAAAGGGGAAAGUUUGCUUCAGAGGUUUAAUCAGUGGAAUGAAAAGUCUUGCCAUUCUGUUCCGCAGCCAGAAGCAGCUGAACUGGCCCAUUGCUCUGUGUGUUCCCAUCCAGGUUCACUGAAGGAUCAUGAACGUAAUGGUUGCCAGUUAUGUAAAAGUAGUAGAUACUGUGAACCACAUGAUUAUGAAUACUGCUGUCCUUGCGAAUGGCAUCAGACAAAACAUGAUAGGCAACUAAUCGGAGUAGAGAACAAUAUUAAGAAGAAGGCUUGCAGUUGUGAGGGAUUCCCAUUCCAUGAGGUUAUUCAAGAAUUCCUUUUGAACAAGGAUAAAUUGAGAUUUACUCUUGAAAAAAUGGAGUGGCCCAAUCACUAUGCAUGUAAGAAACUGUUGGUGCUUUUGACCCGCUAUGACAUGAUGGAAAGAAAACUCGGCAGAAAGAACUCCGACCAACUGCAACCAAUUCGAAUUGUUAAGCCCCGAAUCAGAAAUGGAGUUCAUUGCUUUGAAAUAGAAUGGGAAAUGCCUGAACAUUUUGCUGUAGAAGAUGGAGAACAUGGAGAACUGAUUCUAACAGUUGAAGAAGAAUCGUUGUUUGAAGCAGCUUAUCCUGAGAUUGUUGCCAUUUACCAAAACCAAAAUUUAGAAGCUAAAGGGAGGAAGCAAAACAAUAUGAAAAUUAAGCCUAAAGAAGACAAUUUCCCAGAACCAUAUGAUGUAAUGAAUUUUCAGUCACUUGUGACUUUAAAACCCACACCUGAAAUCUUUCCUAAGCUGAAUUCCAAGUUAAACUUGGAAAUUUCUUCUGAUCCCGUAUUACCACAGGAAAAUAUUUCUGCCUCGUUGACUAGCUUGCUUUUACCUGAAGAUGCUCCCUGUUUAAAUAUGCAAGAAGAGUUAAUGUCUUCAAGACCUUUGCUUAGUCGGCAAAUUAAAGGUGCAAGUAACUCUCUCAAUUUGGAAUCUGGUCAACCCAAUCCUUUAUUUCAUGAUAUAUCUAUGAUUACUGAUUUACACUUGAGCUCCAUUGACUGGGAAGGGACUUCUUUUAGUAAUGACUCAGCUGUUCAAGGGAAAGCUGUCUCUUAUGAUUUACAGUCUGAACUUGAAUCAAAGCUAUUAGUCACCCCUGGUGAUUUUGAAAAUAUCCCAGAACAGUUGUCAUGUGAAUCAGGACGGUGGACCACAAACAUUAAUAAAUUGUCACAUGGGCAUCUUCAGAAGGUUAGUCCUGAAGAACAUCUACUUUCUGGCAUUAGUGAUUUAUGUCUUCAGGAUUUGCCUUUAAAAGAACGUAUAUAUAUGAAAUCAUCAUAUCCAGAGAAUAAUGUACAAUCAGAUGUUGACCUGAAAACUUUGUCCCUACAAAAGAUAAAAGAAUCUUAUAUUGCUAAUAGUAGAUCUGAUUGUCCGUCACAUCUUUCAAAGGAUCUUCCUGGAAUUAAUUUGCAAAAUGAAUCCAGAAACGCUAAAGUUAUAAAAGGAGACCAGCUGCAUCAAGAAAACUCUAAAGUGAAUACUUCUGUACUUUAUUCUGUCAAUAGUAGUAAAAUAGUAAAGACCUCCAAUGUUAGAGCUGGGCCACCAAAUACUUUUUUAGGUCAUAGUGGAAAAGUUAAUAUGCACACCAUUCAGAAACUUGUCAAGAAGAAUAGUACUUGCCUUGACAGACAUUCCUCUGAUGAAGAAAGUGGUCCAGUAUUUGGUAAAGUGAAGAACACGACUCGAAAAAUGAAACAUAGUUCACAGAAGAAUGACUUAGCCCAAUUUAAAGAAAGUGACCACAACAAACAGAGGAACCCUCCAAUCCAUGCCAAAGAAACUAAAUCGAGUGUUAAGUCUUACAAAACAACUGGAAAUGAAGAAAAACAUUUCUCAGACCCAGCAAAAACUUCUCUGGGUUUUCUACAGUGUCAUAAGAAAGACGAUGGCCUUGGUACUUGUUUGGAUAGUCCCCUUCCUUUAUCCCAGAGAUUAAAACUAAGGUUCCAGAACACUUGAAAUGAAAUUUAAAAUACUUAAGUAUAGCUUGUCCUCCUACUGUCAGCCUUAGCAGAAGGAAGGUACCUAGUUAAUGUUGGGUGGAAAAAUGGAGUGUGGUUGUGUAUGUCAUGCAACAUUUUUGCCAUUUUAUCAAAGUUACAAUUUUAAAAUGUCGCCUAAAACUUUGGUUUUAAAAGAUGAACCCCUGUGGUGAAAGUAUGUAUUUUUACAAUACAUUUUUAUCAUUUUCGAAGUAUCUUUAUUGGUUAAAGUUUUUAAAUGUUAGUACGCUGUUUGACAGAGUAAAGCCUUUGUUUUUCCCACAAA
This is a messenger RNA of Heterocephalus glaber (naked mole-rat), 7799 nucleotides long. Lineage: Eukaryota; Metazoa; Chordata; Mammalia; Rodentia; Bathyergidae. The record is from RefSeq and is a predicted model, not a curated record.